Aspergillus glaucus CBS 516.65 is the source of this 783-nucleotide messenger RNA. RefSeq lists its product as uncharacterized. The record is from RefSeq and is a predicted model, not a curated record. Bases 126 to 533 code for a protein of 135 amino acids. The transcript is spliced from 2 exons. NCBI's taxonomy places the organism in Eukaryota, Fungi, Ascomycota, Eurotiomycetes, Eurotiales, Aspergillaceae.
UAUUAGGCUACCCCUGGCUCAAACAGGUAGACCCAGAUAUACAAUGGUCUGAGAAACAUUGGUUCUACUGAUCCUGCAGAGACAGACAGAACAACAUCAGUGUCAUCUCCCCACAGACCUGCGCCAUGCUACUUGAACAGGGUGACUCAGUCUAUAUGAUACAGCCCCAUCAUGAACAGAGAACAACAUAUAUCAACACAGGAUACUUGGCUGCUGCAUCCAUGGAUGAAAAACCUGCAGACAAACCAGGAAUACCACUGCAAUAUAUUGAUUAUGUGCAUGUCUUCUCAGAACAUGAGGCAGGCAUCCUUGCCUCCCAUGGGGACCAUGACCAUGCAAUUGAAUUAGAACUGGAUAAACCUCCUCCAUUGAAACCAAUAUACCCCCUAUCACAAAAUGAGCUUGGAGUUUCCCGCAGGUGCCCUGAUUCUCUUUGCACCCAAGAAGGAUGGCAGUCUCCGCCUAUGUGUGGAUUACUGGGGUCUAAAUUUGAUCACCAUCAAAAACUGCUAUCCAAUUCCUCUCAUCAGUGAGAUCAUGGAUCGCCUAUCAGGUGCCAAAAUCUUUACUCAGCUUGACCUGCGCGAUGCAUACCACCACAUCAGAAUCCACAUGGGUGAUGAAUGGAAAACAGCCUUCCACACAAGAUAUGGACAUUUUGAAUACCAAGUCAUGCCAUUUGGCCUUGCCAAUGCACUGGCAACUUUUCAAUCUUACAUACACUGAGCCCUCAGCGGCCUUCUUGACACAUGUUGUAUUGUAUACCUUGAUGACAUCCUCAUC